UUUCCGUUUCCGCCUCAUAUUUCCAAACGUUCUUUUUACGCCGCGCGACUGGAAAGUUGCAGAUUUAUUUGGUUUAAUAAGCUGAUUCAGAUUCAAGAAUACGGCAAUCUAGAGAUUUUUUCAGAGGAUAUAACAAGAACCCUUAUUUACCUUUAAGCGCUGAAGAGUUUUUUGGCUGGGUUGUGUGAGGGCUCUGGAGCAUGUCAUUGCCAAAGCGGGAGGUGGAGGAACUCCGGCCUUGGGUGGAGCGUACGGUGAAGAAGGUUCUGGGCUUCUCCGAGCCCACUGUGGUCACAGCGGCACUCCACUGCGUUGGCAAGGGCCUAGACAAACGGAAGACUACAGACCAGCUGAGACCCUUCCUAGAUGAGUCUGCUGGGGGCUUUGUCGAACGCCUCUUUGAAGCCUUAGAGGAAAGCAAAAACUCUCGUGGCAACAAGGGCGGUGGAGAACGGAACCGCAAGAGAGACCUCAAGGAUGUGUUUGGGGAUGAGAUGGAGGCCAUGAAGGAGGCCUCUGAGGCUGGCGAUCAGUCCUCCAAAAAGAAGCGAGUGCCCCGCUUCGAGGAGGUGGAGGAGCCAGAGGUGAUCCCAGGGCCGCCCGCAGAGAGCCCGGGCAUGCUCACCAAGAUGCAGAUUAAGCAGAUGAUGGAGGCGGCCACCAGGCAGAUUGAGGAGAGGAAGAAGCAGCUCAGCUUUGUGGCUCCAGGUCCUGUUUCCCAGCCCCGGCUGCCCCUUCCCAACCCCCCGGAGCAGUAUGAGCUGAGACUGCCCCUCCCGACCCCGUCUCAGACCUCCAUGGGCAUGGGCCAUUCCAUCCCCCCCUCCCAGGCAGCGAGCAUCAUGAACGACGCCAUCGAGAAGGCGCGCAAGGCCGCCGAGCUGCAGGCCCGCAUCCAGUCCCAGCUGGUGUCUAAACCUGGCAUCCUGGGCGCACUGGGAAACAUCGGCUCACAGAACAUGGUGGCUCUCGCCAACCUGCACGCCAUGGGCAUCGCCCCACCCAGUAAGGUGGAAGCCCGUGAAGUGACCAAGCCCACUCCUCUGAUCUUGGAUGACCAGGGACGUACCGUAGACGCCAGCGGCAAAGAGGUGGAGCUCACCCACCGUAUGCCCACACUCAAGGCCAACAUCCGGGCGGUGAAGCGGGAGCAGUUCCGACAGCAGCUGAAGGAGCGUCCCGGUGAAGACCUGGAGUCCACCUCGUACUUCGACGGACGAGUGACCAUCACGCCUGCCCAGAGGCCCAGGAAGGGCUUCAAGUUCCACGAGCAGGGCCGCUUUGAGAAGAUCGCCCAGCGCAUCCGCACCAAAGCCCAGUUGGAGAAGCUGCAAAUGGAAAUCGCUCAAGCCGCCAAGAAGACGGGUAUCCAGGCAUCCACCAAGUUGGCGCUGAUUGCGCCCAAGAGGGAGAUGCGCGAGGGCGAGGUGCCCAACAUCGAGUGGUGGGACUCGUAUAUCCUGCCCUCCAACAUUGACCUAGGUUGUAAGGUCUUUAAAGAGAUUGAGUUAUUUGGCGUAACUAAUCUGGUGGAGCACCCAGCACAGAUGAGCCCUCCUGUGGACGGUGACAAGCCCGUGACUCUGGGGGUGUACCUGACCAAGAGGGAGCAGAAGAAGCUGAGGAGGCAGACCAGGAGAGAAGGCCAGAAAGAGGUGCAGGAGAAGGUCCGACUGGGCCUCAUGCCCCCUCCAGAACCCAAAGUGCGGAUCUCCAACCUGAUGCGCGUGUUGGGGACGGAGGCGGUGCAGGACCCCACCAAGGUGGAGGCGCAUGUCAGAGCACAGAUGGCCAAGAGGCAGAAGGCCCACGAGGAUGCCAAUGCAGCGCGUAAGCUCACAACAGAACAGAGGAAAGAGAAGAAAGUUAAGAAGCUCAAGGAGGACCUAACUCAAGGCGUUCACAUAGCAGUGUACAGGAUCAGAAACCUGACCAGCCCUGCCAAGAAGUUUAAAGUGGAGGCCAACGCCAACCAGCUGUACCUCACUGGGACCGUGGUCCUGCACAGGGAUAUCAACAUAGUGGUGGUGGAAGGAGGUCCAAAGUCCCAGAAGAAGUUUAAGAGACUGAUGCUGCAUAGAAUCAAAUGGGAUGAGGGCAACAAGAGAGAAGUAGAGGGAUUGGAUGACGACGGAGUGAAGAGGAUUAAUAAAUGCGACUUGGUCUGGGAGGGAACCGCAAAAGAGCGUAGUUUUGGAGAAAUGAAGUUCAAGCAGUGCCCCACGGAGAACAUGGCCCGGGAACACUUUAAGAAGCACGGAACUGAACACUACUGGGACCAGGCCCUGAGCCAGAGUGUGCUGGAGGGCGCCGACGACUGAGGGAACAGAACUGCACGGAACUUGCUGGAACGUUUGGCCAUGGGAGCCGGGGGCUGCAGACUGGCACUGCGUCUCAGAAACUGACCCGCAGAUAAAGAGAGCAAGGGGUGUGUGUGUGUGUGUGUGUGUGGGUGUGUGUGUGUGUGUGUGUGUGGGUGUGUGUGGGUGUGUGUGGAUGUAUGAGACUGUAAGCUUACCAAUUCCUGUGCUAAUGUCUAUUGGACAGUAUAGGAUAUACUGCGUCAGUGAUGCUGUACGAAAUGUUCAUCAAAAUGGUCUGUGAGGGUGUCGAUAAUCAGUAAUCCUUUUACCCACGUGUGUGUGUGUGUGUGUGUGUGUGUGUGUGUGUGUGUGUGUGUGUGUGUGUGUGUGUGUGUGUGUGUGUGUGUGUGUGUGUGUGUGUGUGUGUGUGUGUGUGUGUGUGUGUGUGUGUGAUGGAUGGAGAAAGAAAGAAACUGGCUGUCUUGUGUGCAGUGCUAAAUGUACUUGCUUCUUGCCUCUCUGUUGAAAACUUUUCCCCUCCUCUUGAACUGGCACACCAACUCCACUCUUCUGCUCUUCUGUCAUGUUGAAUUUUCACAUGUGUACCACACAUACUCAAUCACAAAGCCUGUAUUGUACCAAGAUUGCAGUGGCAAAGACAAGUCCAUCAGUGAGUGUGGUUUGUGAGAAACAUGGUGUGUUACUGCGCUGUACUUGAUGGGAGGUCGUUUUCCGAAACAUUUUAUGUCAAACUGAAGAGCUAAAAUUGGCAAAAAUUGUCCUGUAGUGUUUAAAACCUAUCAGGGACUUAAUAUGUUAUCUUUUUUGUUAGUAGUAUUGCCCCCAUUGUCUUGUAGGUUUUUUUUUUUUUCUUUUCAUUUUAAUUUGUUUUAAGAAAUGUCAACCCUGACCACUGAUGGUCCUUGUACACAUGUAAAUACACCUUAGUCAACAGCUGUGCAGAGGGUCAUUAAAAAGAAAAAAAGAAA
Messenger RNA from Clupea harengus (Atlantic herring), 3292 nucleotides. It is a transcript of the gene prpf3, whose product is annotated as PRP3 pre-mRNA processing factor 3 homolog (yeast). Gene Ontology annotation, cellular component: U4/U6 x U5 tri-snRNP complex. Lineage: Eukaryota; Metazoa; Chordata; Actinopteri; Clupeiformes; Clupeidae. The record is from RefSeq and is a predicted model, not a curated record. Gene Ontology annotation, biological process: mRNA splicing, via spliceosome.